CGAUCCCCUUCUAUUUGUAUCAUACCCACGAUGGCGCACGCUGGUCUCAAGACGGUCAUCCUGCUCUCCUUCGUGCUUGCCGUCGGGUUCUUGAUGAUCAUCCUGUCGUGCGCUUUGUGGUCGAAUUGGCUGCCUCUCCUUGUUGCUCUGAUCUUCGUUCUCGCACCCCUUCCCAACGCCCUAUUCGCGCACUGCGGAGGUGACGACCUCACUGCCGAUUACGAGGGCUCGGGACCUGUAGACCUUGGCCGCUUCCUCACGUCGUUCGUAGUCGUCACUGGUUUUGCCCUCCCACUUGUGCUAGCGCACUCCGAGAUAAUACGGCCGGGGGCGUGUGCGAUGUCUAUCAUUGGCGGAUCGCUCGUCUAUGGGACAAUACUAGCCUACAGUGCUGCCUUCAGACAAGAAGAGUCUGACUUUGAUUAAGGCGAAUGCGACUAGCCGACGUUGUAACGCUGUGCUAUCCCGGAUCUAUGCGCUUGUUGUACGCCAUAUAUAUUCAAUGCCUUUGCAACGCCAUCACUGCAGUUGGUGCUCUGGGCCUCUGCGUGGUUCCUCCGCUUGUGUACGACCAUGACUUUGAAUUACCUUGAAUCCGAGUAGCAUGCCGAUAGCCGAUAGCCCUAUGACGAGAAUAAAUGCAGGGAUCCGGACUG
Molecule: messenger RNA, 656 nt
Organism: Phanerochaete carnosa HHB-10118-sp
Lineage: Eukaryota; Fungi; Basidiomycota; Agaricomycetes; Polyporales; Phanerochaetaceae
Exons: 4
Coding region: 31-426 (131 amino acids)
Biological process (GO): late endosome to vacuole transport via multivesicular body sorting pathway
Cellular component (GO): Vps55/Vps68 complex; endosome
Source: RefSeq, a predicted model, not a curated record